Sphaeroforma arctica JP610 is the source of this 661-nucleotide messenger RNA. RefSeq lists its product as hypothetical. Lineage: Eukaryota; Ichthyosporea; Ichthyophonida. The record is from RefSeq and is a predicted model, not a curated record. Gene Ontology annotation, biological process: meiotic cell cycle; spindle assembly; cytoplasmic microtubule organization. Bases 35 to 661 code for a protein of 208 amino acids. The transcript is spliced from 5 exons. Gene Ontology annotation, cellular component: spindle pole; centrosome; gamma-tubulin small complex. Gene Ontology annotation, molecular function: microtubule minus-end binding; gamma-tubulin binding.
UGGGGGUGUACUUACCCUGCUGCACGGUGAAGCCAUGAAGUGCUACAAGGAGAGUCCGGAGAGGGCCUUGCUUGUACACCUGGCAGAGCGAGCGUGCGUACCUUAUCUCGACACGCUGGGACGAUGGCUGUAUGAAGGGGUUAUAGUCGAUCCCUUCAGGGAGUUUCUGGUUCAAGAGUCUCCGCCAAUAAAAAAUAGGCAUGCACUAAGUGAGGAAGAGUACUGGGAACGCAAGUACAAGUUAGACGAAGCCAUGUGUCCUGAUUUCCUGUUCCCGUAUAUGGAGAAGAUCAUUAAGGCGGGCAAGUAUCUCAAUGUUGCCACAGCUUCGGGUGCCGCUGCGAAGUGUCCCUUUGCUGCGCAGAUCUCAUACACAACGGACACCCACGCAUACGCCCGAGACAUUGAAAAAGCCUACGACUUCGCAAGCGAGCAAUUACUGCGGCUACUACGGGACGAUCUGCACAUUAUGACUCAUAUGCGAUCCAUAAAGCUAUUCUUCCUCAUGGAACGCGGAGAUAUGUACGAGCAACUGAUGCUGACGGGUCGUUUAGAACUGCAACAGCCACGUGCGGAGAUACAAGAAUCCGUACUAGAUGCACUGCUCAGAAACUCAAUCGCCUCAAGUACAGCCGCAACGGAUCCAAACGGACGUAUGUGA